This is a messenger RNA of Siniperca chuatsi (mandarin fish), 2194 nucleotides long. It is a transcript of the gene pnoca, whose product is annotated as prepronociceptin a. The record is from RefSeq and is a predicted model, not a curated record. Lineage: Eukaryota; Metazoa; Chordata; Actinopteri; Centrarchiformes; Sinipercidae. Gene Ontology annotation, molecular function: opioid receptor binding. The transcript is spliced from 3 exons. Bases 162 to 899 code for a protein of 245 amino acids. Gene Ontology annotation, cellular component: axon terminus; neuronal cell body; plasma membrane. Gene Ontology annotation, biological process: chemical synaptic transmission; neuropeptide signaling pathway; sensory perception.
GAGGGGUGAGUCCCUAUAAGAGCAACUGCCUCCAGCCUCCACGUAGCCAGAAAAACCACUCUGAGACAGAGGGAAGGAAACAUACGCUGACGAACCUCAACCUGCACCCGAAGGACCCCUAUAGGCACCCACAAUCUCACCCCAACAACGACGGUGGGACCAUGAAGACUGUGGUGGCUCUGCUGCUGCUCUGUCUGUGUGAUCCUGGACAGAGUGACUGCCAGGCAGACUGCCUGUCCUGCAGCAACAUCCUGCCCAAACAGCUCAGUUUCAACACCAUGGUGUGUCUCACUGAGUGCGAAGGCAACGUCUCCCCAGUGUUCUACCGGGACUUCUGUCGUAAGGUGCUGUCGUUGCCAAUUUCCUCCUUUAGUGGUACCGUGCGGAAAAGAUCUCAGGAGGAGGUGGAGGCCCUGUUUCCUGAGGAGGAGGAGCAGGUGGAGGGAGGUCUGUUGCUGCCCAUUGCAUUGCAGAGGUUCGAUCACGUGACCCAGGCACUCGGGGGGGACGAGAGGGAUCUGGGUGGCAAGGGCAGCCAGCUGAACACGGCCUACAAUUCCCAGAAUGCCCUGUCUCUUGAGAAUGAGUAUGAGGAGGAGGCUGGGCAGGAAGAAGGGGCUGCUGAAGUUGCAGCCAGAGGACAGGGUGAUGUGGGGCUGAGUGUCUCCAAGAGGUUUGGCGGCUUCGUCAAAGGGAGGCACGGCUACAGGAAGCUGAUUUCUCCCGGAAGAUCGUACCAGAAGAGGUACGGUGGCUUCAUCGGCAUUCGGAAAUCAGCCCGCAAGUGGAACAACCAAAAACGUUUCAGCGAGUUCCUGAAGCAGUAUCUGGGGAUGAGCACUCGGGCCACUGAGUUCAACAGCGUGUCAGAGGACCUCACCCAACAGAAUGAAGUUUAGCAGAGUGCACCUUUAAGCCACUGACAUAAAACAAUUUCCUGAUGUAUUUUCACUGAUCUUGUUUUGUAUUUCAAUCACCAACAUGUCAAGCGUUAACUGGUGUCACCACAGUUAACCUACUGAAUCUAAGUAAUUUACCAAAAAGCCCGUAAUCUAAGACUGCCAUUGGAGUCCUCUUUGUCUCAAGACAUAAGAAUUGCUGUUUCUGUUUUCUGUCUCGUUUAAUUAUGAUGCAAACAAUUUGCCUGUAAUUAUCAGACCUUCUUGUAUUCAUUCUCUGCCAGUUAAAGCCUCCAGUGGAGGGCCCAAUAUAAAAAGCUCACUCUGACCCGUGAGACUCUAUAAUCCCUGGCAUUUUCCAGGCCCCCUGUCCAGCUCUAGGCACCCUGAGUCAUUCAGACUUGCCCCUUGUGAGAUGUGCCAGUUAAAUGAUCAUGUUUCAUUUGAUUAGCUGCCCAAGCCCUUAUCCUCAUGAGCUUUGAAGGAAAGCUCUCAUUUUGGGAAUUCUUGGUAGUCCCGCAGUGGUUUGCAGUAAAAUACAGGAUUUAUUUUGCUGUUUAAUGUAAUCUGCCAGAUUAAUGUUAGCAUAAUUAUUGCUUUUCUGAUCCCCUGUGUUAUACAGUAUAUUUUACCUAUUUAUUUCUGUGCUGGGUCAUCUGUAAAAAGUGCUAAAUCUUCUUACAUGGAGGCCUUUGGCUUUGGGGGGGACCUUAUUGUUGAAAAUGUGUAAGAACCUCUGUUAUCAAGUCUAGCAGGACCACUCUCUUUAUUAUACUACCAUCUUGUGGCAAAAUGCAUAACCCAGUCUCAAGGACAAUACCAAUGUUUUUUCAUGUUUUGGCAUUAUGGUUAGGGCAAUGUCAGCAGUAAUGUAAAGUAUACUGUAUGUGAUUUGUGGUAAAUAAAUGAAAACAUGCAAAAACACAGCUAAAAGUCAUUUAUUUAUCACUGUGCCAAAACACACCUGAGACAGGGCUACUUAGGCAGGUUUAUGGAAAAGAUCUCUCCUUCAAUCUGAUGCAAUGGUGAACUGAAAGACUACACAACUUCUCAAUUUUCAUGCAUACAUGCUACUGAUCUGUCUGCCAAACUGAUGUUAUGUACAAGUGAGCAUCAUCUCUGACUGGCUCGUGUGUCCAGACGCCAGAUUCCUGUAUGUAGAAACAGUUUCCCUCAAACUGUAAUGGUGUGAAAUGUUUUUCUUGCCCACUAUGAGAACUUGUAAAUAGCUGAAUUUAAACAUGUCAAUAAAAAUAGUUUGCUAUUUCCUUCGUGGCUUGUCAUGCAGCAACUGA